AUGUCCAUUAACUACAGCCAAAGCCACCAUCUGCACAAGUCACACCGUUCGCACCAUUCGAGCUUCUCGGGCACCCCUCCACAGAACGUGGCCUACGCAGGCGGUUAUACCAGUGGCGGUUACGUUGCCACCCGCCCGCCCGCAGGGCCACCCCCAGGUUCGGACCCUCAGCUGUGGCAAUGGUUCUCCGCGGUCGAUACAGAUCAUUCGGGGGCGAUCAGUGUGAACGAGCUGCAGGCUGCUCUUGUGAAUGGAAAUUGGACAAGAUUUGAUCUUGACACUGUAAAGAUGUUGAUGAACAUCUUCGACACCGAUCGUAGCGGCACAAUUGGGUUUUCUGAGUUUUCCGGCCUCUGGAAAUAUAUACAAGACUGGCAGAACGUGUUCAGACAUUUCGAUCGUGACCGGUCUGGAUCCAUCGACGGCCACGAACUAGCAGAAGCUUUGCGUAGUUUCGGGUACAAUUUAUCGCCUAAUAUCUUGACCUUAAUCGAGCAGAAGUACGCAUCUGGUCCGUCAGCUGAGUAUGGCCCCCCACCAGGAAUUACAUUCGAUCGCUUCGUGCGUGCCUGUGUAGUCGUUAAAUCCUUGACGGAAGCGUUUCAACGGGCUGACACCAACCGCGAUGGGUGGGUUCAGUUCAAUUACGAGCAAUUUAUGCAGAUUGUCCUCAGCGCACCUUGA
Molecule: messenger RNA, 684 nt
Organism: Sparassis crispa
Lineage: Eukaryota; Fungi; Basidiomycota; Agaricomycetes; Polyporales; Sparassidaceae
Product: Peflin
Exons: 8
Coding region: 1-684 (227 amino acids)
Molecular function (GO): calcium ion binding
Source: RefSeq, a predicted model, not a curated record